Molecule: messenger RNA, 5601 nt
Organism: Alosa sapidissima (American shad)
Lineage: Eukaryota; Metazoa; Chordata; Actinopteri; Clupeiformes; Clupeidae
Gene: ezh1
Product: enhancer of zeste 1 polycomb repressive complex 2 subunit
Exons: 20
Coding region: 297-2522 (741 amino acids)
Biological process (GO): chromatin remodeling
Molecular function (GO): protein binding; histone H3K27 methyltransferase activity
Source: RefSeq, a predicted model, not a curated record
CCGCGAAGUGGGAGCAUUAUAAAGACGUCACCCCAUGCUUCGACCGUGCCAGCGAAGUGCGCAGCUCUUAACUACACAACUCCAAUCUCCGAAUGCCUACAGACGUUACAGUUUGUCACAUCGAUCCUGGAUGUAAGCAUUCUGACACCACAAUCUGCGGUGGGUCCACAGCCGGAACAUAUUUGCGUUGGCACAGGACAUUUCUGAAUCGCUCUGGGACUCGAAGUCCUGAACGGAACGUUUCAACAGCGCUCGCACGUUUUUAACAAGAGUGACCUGGGGCCAGCGGGAGCAGCAUGGAGGAGGCGGCUGCCCAGCGCCCCCCUCUCAGCAGGCCGGCGCGUGGGCUCCAGGAGUGGAAGAGGCGGGUCAAGUCCGAGUACAUGAGGUUGCGCCAGCUCAAGCGCUUCCGCAAGGCUGAGCAGGUCAAGGCCCUGUUCCUGUCCAACCGCCAGAAGAUUGAGACUAGAACCCAACUGCUGAAUGAGGAGUGGUCCAAACAUAGAGUCCAGUCAGUCCCCCUAGCCACUGCCACAGGGUCACUGCCCAACAAGAAGCUCUGCAUGGUGGAGUUCAGUUUCCCCCCUUUCCAGAACCAGACUGUUGCUAUGCGACCACUAACAACAGUUGCUGGGAUACCAUUUAUGUACUCAUGGUCUCCUUUGCAGCAAAACUUCAUGGUGGAGGACGAGACAUUUCUCCAUAACAUCCCGUACAUGGGAGAUGAGGUACUAGAGCAAGACGAAGCCUUUCUAGAGGAGCUGAUUGAUAACUACGAUGGUGUCCAUGGUGACAGAGAGGGUGGCUUCAUCAAUGACGAGAUCUUUAAGGAGCUUGUGGAGGCCCUGAGCCAGUACUCUGACCAUGAGGAGGAAGAGGAGGAGGCUGAGGACGGAGAGAGGAAGAGCGCAGGGGAGGAGCCCAAAGACGGACCAAUCACCACGCUCGGGGGGAACACGCCGAGCCUAGCCGAAGGCUGUGAAGGCUCCAACAGUCUGAAGAUGCCUCAUGACAAGAUCUUCACUGCCAUUGCGUCCAUGUUCCCCUACAAAGGAACUAUGGAGGAGCUGAAACAGAAGUACAAAGACCUCUUGGAACCGCCAAGUCCAGUAAAGUGCCCUCCGCUGUGCACCCCAAACAUGGACGGUCCACACGCCAAGUCGGUCCAGCGCGAGCAGAGCCUGCACUCCUUCCACACGCUUUUCUGCCGCCGCUGCUUCAAGUACGACUGCUUUCUCCACCCCUUCCAUGCCUCACCCAAUGUUUACAAGAGAAAGAGCAAAGAGAUCCGCAUGGAGACAGAGCCGUGUGGGUUGGAGUGUUUCCUUCUGCAGAAAGGGGCAAAGGAGUUUGCUGACCAGCACAUGUUCAAAUCGCAGCGAUCGCGCCGCCACCGCCGCCGGCAGCCCCGUGCCUCUGUGUCUGAUGUUCCUGCAUCCUCCGGCUUGGCGGAGGAGAGCAAAGACGGGGACAGUGACCACGAGACGACCAGCUCCUCAGAGGGGAACUCUCGCUGCCAGACCCCCACCAAACAGCGGCCGGAGGAGGAGGGGGAGGAGGCGGAGGUUGAGGCCCAGGGGGAGCAGCAGUGGAGCGGAGCUGAGGAGUCGCUCUUCAGAGUCCUCCAUGGCACCUACUUCAACAACUUCUGCUCCAUCUCCAAACUUAUCGGCACCAAGAACUGCAGACAGGUGUAUGAGUUUGCUGUGAAGGAGGUCCUGAUUCACCGUAUGCCAGUGGAGGAUGGAGGAGUGUCUCCACAGAAGAAAAAGAGAAAGCACAGGUUAUGGGCCAAAAUCCAGCUAAAAAAAGAUAAUUUGUCCAAUCAGGUGUAUAACUACCAGCCGUGUGACCACCCUGAGCACCCGUGUGACAGCUCUUGCCCCUGCGUGAUGACCCAGAACUUCUGUGAGAAAUUCUGCCAGUGUGACCAUGAAUGCCAGAACCGUUUCCCAGGGUGCCGCUGUAAGACGCAGUGCAACACUAAGCAGUGCCCGUGUUACCUGGCUGUGCGCGAGUGCGACCCCGACUUGUGCAUGACCUGCGGGGCGUGCGACCAUUGGGAGAGCAAGCAGGUGUCCUGCAAGAACUGCAGCAUCCAGAGAGGCCUGAAGAAGCAUCUGUUGCUGGCUCCCUCUGAUGUAGCAGGGUGGGGCACCUUCAUCAAAGAGUCCGUUCAGAAGAACGAGUUCAUCUCUGAGUAUUGUGGAGAGUUGAUUUCACAGGAUGAGGCUGACAGACGUGGGAGAAUCUAUGACAAAUACAUGUCCAGCUUCCUCUUCAAUCUGAAUAACGACUUUGUCGUGGAUGCCACAAGGAAAGGGAACAAAAUCCGCUUUGCCAAUCACUCCGUCAAUCCCAACUGCUAUGCCAAAGUUGUCAUGGUGAAUGGAGACCACCGCAUUGGGAUCUUUGCCAAGCGAGCCAUCCAGCAAGGAGAGGAGCUUUUCUUUGAUUACAGAUACAGCCAAGCAGAUGCACUGAAGUACGUUGGAAUUGAGAGGGAGAUCGAUGUCGCCUAGACAAAGGAUGGGUCCUCUUUACCAUGAACUUUGACCUCUGACCUUGAGGUUCCUGACUCCACCGCAUUCCGUCACACUCUGUCUGGUCUGUAUGACAUAGAAGCUCAGCCAGCCAACCAACACAUUGGAUGGCGGCUCCUCUGUCCAUGUCAAGUCAAUUAUCUCAAUCACACGACCACAUCAAACACAGAACUCUCUCUCCCCACACACACACACACACACACACACACACACACACACACACACACACACACACACACACACACACACGCACACACACACACACACACACACACACACAAACACACACCAGGUCUCUCUGUAACAAAUCAGUGUACCCUGUUUAGAUCUCAGUUCUCACCUCUGUUAGACAACAGGUCCUGUGCACCUGAAGCUGCUUGAGCUCCCUAACCUUUGUCUUGCUCUAUUUAUCUGACUAGCUCAUUCAGUCUGCAUCCUAACAGCCCUGCUGCUCUGUCUGUUUGCUACUCUGCUCAGAGUAGACCGUGCUAUGCCUCAGUGUCGAUGUAGUCGCUAUUGUCCAGUUAGUCCUUCACGUCUGUUCGGAUCUCUUUAGAUCUCUGCUCCGCCGCCCUUACUAAAGGUGUAGCAUCUGUACUCCACUCCACACACGCUAACCGGUUAACUGGUCAUCUCAUCCCUGUUAAUGGUCUCGGACACAUCUGAUGAACACCUAGUCUCUUGUCUGGUUAACCCUCAGUCAUAACGGCAGUCAGUGGGUUUCUCACUGCAGGAGGUCAUCAACUCAUAGCAUCAUGUGUUAGCCUCCGUAGCUUUAGCGAGAUCUCAUAGCUUAUCCCCAACCUGAACUUGCAUGCUGCAACAUCUUUCCCUGUCUUAAACUCAUUAGAAACAGUUCAGUUAUCUGUUACAAAAACUCCUGAGUAAAACCAUGAGAAUAAUAAUAAGCCGACCUAAUGAAUGUGAACGGUCAUUUUGGCUGUUAGGCUGCCCCUCAAUUACACAAAAAGCUUUUCAUUUCAAAUAACAAAGGCUGAAAGUUUAUUGAAAGUUGGUGUGAAAAAAGAUUUAAAAAGCACUACCGCUUGUAGCCUAUAUAUAAUUGUGUUUCAGUGUGUUUGCCACAUUGUUGUUUAGGUGGCCUGGCCCUUAGAGACGCUGAGGUGAAAAUAAAGAAAUGAUGACGUUAUGUUGUACCAGAUCAGAUAGAAAUCCGAUCAAAUUUUUGGAGUUGCAUUCCAUGGAGGAUAAAGUUCAGAAGACAGAUGAAGGGACUUGAGGGAGAAUCAAAAAUGAAGGAUCUUUCUUGAAUUUCCCCUGGGGAUCAAUAAAGUAUCUAUCUAUCUAUCUAUAGGAGUAGAAGUAAGAAGAAGACAGAUGAGUUAGAGAGAGAUGAGAAAAAAGAUAGAGGAUUAGGAUAGCACUGUUUAUAUGUUCAGUGGUUCCCAAACUUUUCAUUGCAGGUCUACAUUUCACACAGUAAAAAACAAAUAGCAACCACCCCCACCCCCCCCCCCCCCCACCCCCCCCACUACCAUCAGCACCAGGAUGCAAAAUUGAGAUACUCACACAUUACCUGCGAUAUAACUUAGGAUCAACUGUUGUAUUGCUUUUCUUAUUGUGCACAUUUCAACAGUUGAAUAAAUUCUCUUUAUUAAAAACAUACCCAUCUUUAACUUCUCGCUUGGUUGUAAAUCUGUACCGUAUUCAUGUUAGGCACAUGUCCGUAGUAUUAAUAAUUAGGCCAGCUGCUCCUUCUCACAUAUAGACAAAAUGCAGACUCUGACCAUAAUGCACAAGUCCAAAGUAGGCUAUAAUCAUGUCACUAAAUAUGUAGUCAUCACUUAGUAAGGCUACUGUGCUGAAAGAGCACUCUCAUACCAAAUUUAUAAAUGCAACCUGUAGUUGGUUGUUUACAGUUUUGUUACCCUCACCCCCUAUGCAACCAUUGGGAGCCCGUCCCACACUUUGGGAACCACUGCAUCAGUUUCAUGUUUAAAGGCCCUCCAGUGCAGGAGUUGUGAAACCCCCAUGAAACCAGUUUGACAGGAACUCUGUUGCAGUAGAUCAUAGGUAAAGUGUUAGCAGGGACCUUUGCUGCUCUCUAGUGGAUAGGCAACAGAAAUGCAUCCAGAGACAACUAUGGCUGCUGUGGUCAUCAAUCUUAUUUCCUCUCCCGCCCCAUGGCAUAUAUUCCAUCUUCCCUUGGCCCCAGAUCUGCAUACUUGACUGAACUUGUCAGCUGCAGCCUUGAUUAGCAGAGCACACCAUCUUAAGGGAAUCAGCAGCAUUUUAAUUCAUUACAAUGAUUUUAUUUAUGUGUGCUUGGGCCAGGGAUAGACGGCACAUGUGCAGGGCAGGGCAGCACCAAGAGUAGGGUUAAGACUCCCUGUAGAGAAACUAGCAUGGUCAUUUAAUUGGGUGGUCAGGUUGUUUUAAACGUAUUAAACAUGACAAGGCAGGCAAGGAAGCUCUCCCUUUUGGAAAUCUGAAUAUGAACUAUACACAUUUAAAAGCGCUUGUUUUACAAGCCUUGGUUAUCAUCUCAAAUGAACCCCAGUCUUGAAAGAAGUGUUACCAAAUACAACCAGGCCUUAAGUAUUUUUAUGUCCAAUGAAGAAGAUGUUUACAAAUAGAUCAUAUUAAGCUAUUUCUAUGCUACUAUGUAUAAUGAGAUAAUUAUAAGUUACCCAGAGGGCUUUACUGGUAUGGUGCUGAUGGUUACAGCUCUAUGACUCCAGGAGGCUGCAAAAAGUAAGACGGGAAGGUUACAUUUCAAAGGCUGUAGGUGGACUCUGUAGCUGUGGCUAGGCUAACUGGCCACUUGCAGACUGCAGGAGUUGAACGUUGAUGUGUGCAUGUGUGUGCCACCAGGUGUGUGCAUGUGUGUAUGCUCACACAGUUCUCCUCCUGCCUGGAAGAAGAUAUAUAUUGUCAUUGGCAUCCCUCCCCUCAUUCCAAAAGUUGUUUGACAAGCAAUUUGAGACGUGUGUUAUUGUGUGCUGAAAUGACACAUAAAGAUGCUAAUGGAUAUCCUGUCAUGUAAAUGUUAGCAGAUAUGUGUAUGAAAGUAAAUAAACUCUACAUUUAUACUGUA